GUGGCCAAAGUGGAAUAUGUUAGAAGAAAACCCAAAUUAAAGGAAGUUCUGGUGAAGUUAGAAGAGCAUAUGGAAUGCACUUGUACAAUUUCAAAUUCCAAUCCAGAUUUUCGAGAAGAAGAAACAGAUGUCAGGUGAAAAUAAGCUAGAAAAGAUUUCUUUCCAGGCCUCGAAUGUACAGGGUCUGUUACAUUCCCGAACCAACGCUGUAUGGUGCUUUCUGGAUAAAUACUUCACUCAUCUUCCUAUCCGGGGGGGAAAAACUGGUUUAAAAAGAGAGAGAGAGAGAGAGAGAGAGAGAGAGAGAGAGAGAGAGAGAGAGAGAAG
This is a messenger RNA of Thamnophis sirtalis, 327 nucleotides long. NCBI's taxonomy places the organism in Eukaryota, Metazoa, Chordata, Lepidosauria, Squamata, Natricidae. The record is from RefSeq and is a predicted model, not a curated record.